Molecule: messenger RNA, 945 nt
Organism: Microthlaspi erraticum
Lineage: Eukaryota; Viridiplantae; Streptophyta; Magnoliopsida; Brassicales; Brassicaceae
Source: the annotation of a GenBank genome assembly
AUGUUUCACUUCAAACAGUCAAUAACCAAGAGGCACUAUUUCAUUGUUAAUUGUGUAGACAGAUUUUGUGAUUGGAGAGUUAGAGCGAAAGAGGUCGGCGAUUGUGGUUAUUAUGAGAUAACAAAGGCAAGUCUUGCCCACACGUGCUGCAUAGACACCAGAAAUGCAUAUAGAAAGAAGGUUUCCUCUCGCGUUAUUGCCGCCGUUUUCAGAGCAAAGUACAUGAAUUUUAACAAAGGACCAAGGUCAACGCAGUUGCAGCGGAUGGUUCUGGAGGAUUUGCAUGUGCAGGCGUCUUACAUGAAGUGCUAUCGAGCUAUAGAACAGACUAGUAUUGAUGUCAGGGGCACAAAAGAAGAAUCGUAUUUGAAGCUGCAUGUCUAUUUCUACUUGCUCAAGGCUGGAAAUCCUGCCGGCUUUAGCAGACUUAGGCGUGUCAUUGUUGUAGACGGGACGCAUUUGUGGGGUAAGUAUAAAGGUGUCCUUCUGACUGUUGUUGGCCAGGAUGCGAACUUCCAGGUGUUCCCAUUGGCUUAUGCUCUUGUUGACUCCGAAAACACUGAAGCAUGGACCUGGUUUCUGGAAAGGCUAGAACGGAUUUUAGGCGAUAGUUCAUCCUUGGUAAUCGUUUCCGACCGUUGGAAGGCAUUGUAUCCUGCGAUAGGUGCGGUGUAUCCGUUGGCUGUUCAUGUUGCUUGCAUAGUACACCUGUCCCGCAACGUUAGCUCUAUAUAUAGCUCUAAAGGGCAUGAGAAGUUAGUGAGUAUGGCGGCUUUUGCGUAUAGGCCAGCAACGUUCAAGCCCUUUUUUGAGAAAAUUAAGUCUCGCAAUUUAGAGUGUGCUCGUUAUUUGGAGAAGAUAGCAAUGAGUUUCUGGGCUCGUUGUUACUGCAAGGGUGAAAUGUACAAUUUCAUGACCAGCAACGCAGCGGAGCAGCUUAACUAG